Molecule: messenger RNA, 1639 nt
Organism: Synchiropus splendidus (mandarinfish)
Lineage: Eukaryota; Metazoa; Chordata; Actinopteri; Syngnathiformes; Callionymidae
Gene: cd2bp2
Product: CD2 (cytoplasmic tail) binding protein 2
Exons: 7
Coding region: 46-1194 (382 amino acids)
Cellular component (GO): U5 snRNP
Molecular function (GO): protein binding
Source: RefSeq, a predicted model, not a curated record
CGUAGAAGAAGCAGCAACACCAGCGAACAAGAAAAGCACAGCGCCAUGCCGAAAAGAAAAGUCACGUUUGAGGAUGGAAUCGGAGAGUUUGACCUGGAAGAUGCCCCCAGCAAGAAGCUGUACCAGAGUUCUGAGAUCCCAGGUGGACCGGGCUCCAGGUUCAAGGGAAAACAUUCACUAGAUAGCGAUGAAGAGGACGAAGGAGAAGACAAGAGCAGCAGCAAAUACAAUAUCCUGGACAGCGAUGAUGUCGAUGGCCAGGAGGGGGCGACCAUCGACUUUGACGAGGGCGUGUCCAUCACACCCUUCAAUUUAAAGGAGGAGAUGGAGGAAGGCCACUUUGACUCUGAGGGAAACUACUUCAUCAAGAAGGAGCAGCAGAUCCGAGACAACUGGCUGGACAACAUUGACUGGGUGAAAAUUAAGGAGCAGCCUGUCAAGCGAAAGAAGAAAGGUCUAUCAGCUAAACGUACAAGAAGAGUGGGCGAUGAAGAUGAGGCAGAGGAAGAGAAGAAGCGAGAAGAGCAGCAGGAAACUCAAAACAGUGAUGAAGAAGAGGAGGAAGAAGAGGCAGAGCCAGCAGAGGAUCCUCUGGCGUCGUACUCACAACACCAGCUCACCGAAGCUUUGAUCGAUCUCUUGUUACCCGGUGAGACGGUGGCUGCUGGGCUCCGGCGGCUGGGAGGUCUCGGCGGGCGCAAGAAGGGAAAACUGCAGGCCGACAGCAAGGCAACGAAGGAGAGCAAGAGAGACACUGAGAAGUUGGAGCGACUGACGGCGCUGGCAGACAGGCUGGUCGCCUCCGGCAUGUUCGAGAUCUACCAGCAGACCUACGAGAAGCUGGCCUACCAGCUGAAGAGCAUGAACAGCAAGAAGCCGGCCGUGAAGGCACAGAGAGGCGCCGGCGACGGGGAGGACGAAGAUGAGCUGGAUAUGUUCGCUGACGAGUUCGAUGAGAAGCACGGCGACAAAUCAGAGAAGGAGGAACCUGACAGAGUGAGCGAUGAAGUCAUGUGGGAGUACAAGUGGGAGAACAAGGAUGACUCGGAGGUGUACGGCCCGUUCACCAGUCAGCAGAUGCAGGACUGGGUGGACGAGGGCUACUUCAAUGACGGCGUGUACUGCCGGAGGAUGGACCAGGAGGGAUCUCAGUUCUACAACUCCAAGAGACUGGACUUUGAGCUCUACACAUAGUGGCAUUUCAAGAAGAUUUAUGUGGAAUCUCAAAUCUUGUUUUUUUUUAAAAAUGCAUGGGAUACUGGCGUGCUUUCAGAAUGAAUACUGAAGCAGUUUUUAUAGAUUUCAGCAACUGUAACAGUCAAUACAAAACCAUGUUGAAAGUGACGCUUGUUUCUUUGUGUUUAAAAAUCAACUUUUACCGAUUGACUGUUUUCCUUCUUCAUUGAUUUUUCAAAUGAUUUUCAACUGUGGCAGACCUGAUGUUUCCAUCACAUAUUCACUAGCUUUCCUAAAUCAUGUGAGAGACCCCUGAGCACUGUGGUGGCCACGGUGUUGUCGUUGGGAGCCAUGUUUGCCUUGGAAACAUGCACUUGUGAACCAGGUCUGCAGAGGAUAGCACUCUCCUCAACCAUCCUCUUCAGUAAGCACAUCCAUGAACAUCAUUGGUUGGCAACUCCAA